This is a messenger RNA of Ochotona princeps (American pika), 2575 nucleotides long. RefSeq names its product pleckstrin homology domain containing N1 (gene PLEKHN1). The record is from RefSeq and is a predicted model, not a curated record. NCBI's taxonomy places the organism in Eukaryota, Metazoa, Chordata, Mammalia, Lagomorpha, Ochotonidae. The transcript has 14 exons. Gene Ontology annotation, molecular function: phosphatidylserine binding; cardiolipin binding; phosphatidic acid binding. Gene Ontology annotation, biological process: 3'-UTR-mediated mRNA destabilization; positive regulation of apoptotic process; response to hypoxia. Gene Ontology annotation, cellular component: mitochondrial membrane; cytoskeleton. The coding region runs from base 169 to 2247 and encodes 692 amino acids.
UGCUAGUGCAGGGAGUUCUGCUGUAGCAGUAGGAAGAGCACACUGCCCCCUCCCCCCAGGACACUGGUGACUCAGGGACCAGCUGGGUUCAUGGGGAAACAGGAUGUGGGGUGGGAGUGCCAGGAGGGGCUCCAGAACCCCAGCAUCCCCAGCCUGAACUGAGGCUGGAUGCUGAGAGGAGAAAUCACCUCUGGCCUGCUGCUGCCCGAUGUGGGCCAGCCAGACCUGAGGGACUCGAUUGGACCAGAGCCAAACCCACCCAGAAGGGCUCCUCCCAGGCCUGGCCCACAGGUAGGAGCAGGCAGGCCUGGAGCCCCGCCCCCAGGACAGGGCGGGGACUGGCAGCCAGGACAGAGACCCAAACCCGUCGCCCUGCUUGGCCCCUGCUGGUUGCUGCCACUCAUGGGGAACAGCCAGUGUGUCCCUCAGGCCCCCAGGAGGCUCCGGGCGUCCUUCUCCAGGAAGUCGUCACUGAAGGGCAGCAGGGAGGACAGUGCGAGGAGGCUGGCUGGACCCAGCAGGGACUCCGCUGCAGACAAGCUCUUCCACUACGUCCCUGGACCGGACAUCCCUGGCCUACAGAAUCAAGACACAAACCUGGAGCAGCCAUUCCUGAGCAUUUACAAGAGGGCCCGGCGCAGGGUGCCUGUGAAGGAGCUGGGCAAGGUCAUACACUACGCCAAAGUCCGACUGCGCUUCCUGCACAGCCAGGACGUCAGUGACUGCUUCCUAGAGCUGUUUCCAUCCCACCUGUACUUCCAGGCCCACGGUGCUGAAGGGCUUACAUUCCAGGGGCUGCUACCACUGGCCGAGCUGAGCGUCUGCCGGCUGGAGGGGUCACGAGAGUAUGCAUUCCAGAUCACAGGUGUGUGGGCCCUGGGAGGCCUCCCUGAGCCAUCGCCAGGGUCCAGCAGAGCCUCACAGAGGGGCCAGCCCCACACUGUGCCUACUCCGUCCCCACAGACCCCUGCCCACCCCCUCCUGGUGCUCUGCCCCCUUCCCACAGGCCCUUUGCCUGCACCCCUGCUGGUGCUCUGCCCAAGUGAGGCAGAGCUGGGCCACUGGCUCUACCACCUGGAGAAGCAGAUGGCCCUAGUAGGGGGGCUGCGACGCUGCCACUCGGCGCCUCCACAGGCGCCCCCCAGGGACGAGCUCCCCUGGACGCUGCAUCGCCAUCUGGCCCAACUGUGGACAGCACCAGGGCGCGAGUCGGCAGGCAACCCCAUCUGUGCCUCCCGGGUAAAGCUGCAGCAUCUGCCCUCACAGGAGCAGUGGGACCGACUCCUGGUGCUGUACUCAGCUUCCCUGGCCAUCUUCUCGGAGGAACCCGAUGGGCUUUGCUUUAAGGGGGAACUCCCUCUCAGCGCCAUCCACAUCAACCUGGAGGAAAAGGAGAAACAGAUCCGCUCCUUCCUGAUUGAAGGCCCCCUCAUCAACACCAUCCGGGUGCUGUGUGCCAGCUAUGAGGACUACAGCCACUGGUUACUCUGUCUGCGUACAGCCUCUCGCAGAGAUGGGGCCCCCAUGCUACCAGGCCCUGAGAGCUGCCUAGUGCCUGCACAGAACCAGGACCAUCCUGACUAUGGCAGCCUGGACCGGCAGAGAGCAGAGCUGAGACGCCGAGAUAGUGGCCGUUUACCCAGAGCACAGACCUGGGCACAGCGACCCGGCCCAGCCGUACCACCACCCCUGCACCUGGACCUGACCAAGGUGAGCUGCCUGGGCCUGGAGGGCAGCCCAGAGGCCCCUGACAGCUCCUUGGAGCCACCCCAGUCCCCACUCUACGCCGACCCCUACACACCGCCUGCCACCUCCCACUGCAAGAUCACCAAUGUCCAGGGCCUGAACGAGUUCCUCAGUGCCAUGCAGAGCUCGCCUGGACCAGAGCCCACCAGCCCCCUCCCCACCAUGCCUGUGUCUAUACCUGUCUGCACCCCUGCUUCUGGAACCACCGGCCCCCAUGUGGGUGCACACAAGGCCGCCCCUCAGCCCAGAGCUCCUCAGAGGCCCCGAGGUUCCACCAAAGGUCGGAGGCCUCGGCCGUCAGCAUCGCCUCAGCUGGUGUCAUCUUCCAGGGAAGGCCCACCCAGCCCCCCACUGCCUCCCCCAGAUGGCUGCUUCCCUGGGGGGCACAAGGGCCCCAGCUAUGAAGAUGUCUGGGACAAGACUCCGCCUGCCUCUCACCGGAAGUGGCCCCAGCAGCUGGCCCAGCCUGAAGCAGAGGGCAGCCUCCCCCAGUGGAUCUGAGGCCCCUGGCACCUCAAGGGGCAGUCUGCAGCCUUGACUCUGAAGUUAGAAACUGGCCCUGGCAGGGUGGGGGUCUCCAGACCCUGAGUUGGUCUCUGCUCAGCCCUAGCAGCCUCUUGGGACUGGGAGAAGGCCCGUCUUCCUGAGGGAUGUGUGGUGAUCAGAACUCAAGGAUAGCAGGGAGGCCCUCUUGGCCCUGCCCCAGUGUGCCCAGGGGAAGGCCAGGGGCUAAACUGGGGCUGCAGCUGGGCUAGGGGUUGCAGCAUGGGAUGGAGGAGGCUACAGAAAGUCAGAUAAAAGCUUGGCGGGGCCAGGCCAUGUGAGGUGC